Molecule: messenger RNA, 4980 nt
Organism: Letharia columbiana
Lineage: Eukaryota; Fungi; Ascomycota; Lecanoromycetes; Lecanorales; Parmeliaceae
Exons: 3
Coding region: 1-4980 (1659 amino acids)
Biological process (GO): regulation of actin cytoskeleton organization; regulation of DNA-templated transcription; TOR signaling
Cellular component (GO): TORC1 complex; chromosome; TORC2 complex
Molecular function (GO): protein binding
Source: RefSeq, a predicted model, not a curated record
AUGGCACAAGCCGUACAAAGUAAUAUCAUCGAUCUAACUGGUGAAGAUGACAAUGACGACAGCAUCGCAAGGGCGCAUGCUGCUUGUCAGAAGGCCUUUGCAGCCGCAUCACGAUUGACUAACCACUUUGAAUCCCUGAAAACGAAUCCUCUCCCAGCCGUUGCUCCCAAACCGCUGGUGCCGCCUCGGCUUGGAACAUUUUCCAAUCCCGCUAGGAAUGAAACGAAUGGGCUCAAGAAGGAUGGGAUUAAUAAUACUAUACAACGACAAGAUUCCAUGAUCCCCAGCCUCGGUGUCUCAUUCCCUCAGUCAGCUCUAGGGAUAGCGGCUUCAAGGCCAGCGAAAUCUCCCUCAAUAUUAGAGAGACCGAAAGGAGACGAGCGACAGCCAAGGGAGAACACAUCUGUCACUCCUAGGGCCGAUACCUCCACUAUCCGCACGCCACGCUCAGCUGCUGUCUCCGCCAAGCAGAAUAUAGCUGACACAUGCAAUGAAAUGGAAGAUUGGGUCAACAAAGAUCCAAACCUAGUACCACAGCAGGCUGGCGUCAGUACACCAAGGAAACCGGGGAGACCGAAGAAAGAUCCCGAUGAAUGGUCACCCAGUUCGACUACGAAGAACAACGUAGAAGAGCGAAAGGGACUGGGCAGAGUUGUCACCAACGCACCGACACCAUCCGCUGACGGACACGAAGACUUGAGAGCCAACGAAGACAAUGGCUUGUUCCCCAUCAAAGGAGUAUUGACCUCAUUAGGUACAAAGAAGCGGAAGCUCUCAGGAUCGUUCCAAUCCCAUCCUUCUCCUGUCAAAUUGGCUCGAUGGAAUGCAGAGCCGAGCGCUCCUCAUCCGUCUACCCCUCCGAAUGUGGCUGAGCCCGCCCGCAGUGAGCAUGUGCACGAUGGAACAGGUAACAUUUCUCCCGCUGGUUGCUUCCCAAGGUGUGUGUAUCCUGCUCUCAAAGCAGCGAAAGCAGUAUACAAGCAAAGCCUUACAGAGGACGAAUUGACUGGCAUCGGAAACAGCAUUACCAACCAAAUUUUGGAGCAAGGAGUAGAGGCAUUUUGUCCAGCAAGUGCUAAUUGUCCUAAGAAUCAACGAACGGAAUUGAUAUUGAAAUCCGUAUCGGAGAAUUUUCAUGAAAAAGCACUGAAGGUUAGAAGUGGGCUCCCUGUCAACUUGAUUGCCUUCGCAGAGGAUUCCUCGAAAGGUGUCACUGAUCCUCCCUUCAACCGCGAUCCUAAAGCAUCUCCACUCGAGCGCGAUUCGUCUAUCAAGAAUAUCGUCAAGACGAACAAUGAGUCGCGAUCGAAGCCAUCGACUACAAAGUCUAGGGAGAAUAGCGCAUCGACAGACCAGGCAGACGCUGGUCUCUUCGGACGAUCCAAGCCAUCAAUGCUGCACACGCAAGAGAAGAUAGAUCCUAGGCUCCACCCCAGAUUCCACGAAGCUGCUAGUCCUACUACAUCUGAGCCUAUACUGUCAUCGGCAUCCACCGGGCUCGUCGCAUAUGCUGCCCUGUUCGAAUCAGUAGUGUAUCCUGCCAUGAAGAAGUCAAAAAAGCGUCACAAAGACAGUCUUCCUCGAGAAGAGUUAGAUGCUAUCGGCAAAACUAUUGUCAACGAUGUUCUGGACAAAUUAGCAUCUCACUCAGAGAAUUCAUACCAGCUGGACGAGAAUACAAAGAAGAAAAUCAAGCACUUCGUGAAGAAGUCUUUUCGUCAAAAGGUUCGGAGGACUAAUGCGCAAUCUUCACAUAACCCAACUACUCCUGUAAAUGGUUCAAGACUUGAUAUAGCUACGCUUUCAUCCGGUUCUCCAGAUCUAGAAGGCACGACUGGAGGUCCUCGUGCUCGUGUACCCGGUUUAAAUGACUCUGAGAAUGCCUCCGUGAGUCAGGCCAUUGCAGUAAACGAAAAAGAAGAGGCACAGGCACCGCCUCCCAUACCCCUAGAUCAACAACAGUCUUUGUCGUUACAAACCUCACCAACUGAGUCUUCAACAUCCCCUUUCGGACCCAAUUUUGAUCGUGGUCGGUACCCUGCUCUGCGCCGUAAACGCGGCAAUAAAUAUUAUACUCCAGCCAGGACUUCAAAAACCACCCCCAAACUCAAACAAAAUCAUUUUAUACCUUCUGAUGAUUACUUGCGUUCGCGGCCUGUCACAAGACUCCCGACUGAUCCAAGCUUGACUGCUCCAGCUUCAAACCAGCAUAGCAAUAAUUUGGGAGUAUCGAAUGGCAAAGACCAGGUGCGGCUUUUAAAAGCUUUAGCAAGUCAACCUACGACCUUCCGGGUGAGUGAGACGCAGCUGAUAACCUUGGCGACUGCUGCCGAAAAGAAAAGGACUCCUACAACUCAAAAAUCGGCUUUGGAGCUUCUUGCCAGCAUAGAAGAAUCAACAAACGUGGGGCCUGUCGCACCUCAGUCCGCAAGCUACGACGACGCCUCGAACGCACUGCGAGAAGCUCCGGCCGAGGGUCAAGGAAGGAUGACAGACGUGGGAGAGACGCCCGCCGGUGGCCGCGGACCGGUUUUCUCCCAUCUUGCAAAUCACCGAAACAACACUACAACCCAUCAAUCAGUCCAGCAAAUUCCAAGAAACUGGCCAUUGGAAGACACUGGUCCCCCAAAAGAACCUCGACCAAGAUGCCGUCCUAACCCCGCCACAGCGCUCGAUCCAAGUCUCGAGCACGUCAUGGCAGUCUUGGUCACUGAUACGUCCAGCCGGCCAUAUAAGGAUGGACAGAGAUACUAUAUUACACCCACAGAUCGAAUGCAGCUCGUUGCUGAUCAAAGCAUCGUGAAACAUGCUGAUCUCACCUCCAAAGUUGGGAAACCAAAGGUUGUUAGAGUUGAGACAAAGGUUAUCGAUACUGUCCGCUACCCAGGACGUUGCAUUUCGUCAUUGCUUCGGAACCGCGAGCUCGGCCUAAACUCUCGUGGACGACAUGUCGGAACGAUGGGUGAGCUCCGUCAAUUGAAGAGUGAGAUGAUUGAGCCAUGGAAAAAUUGGAAAGGAGCAUCUGGUGAUGUGGUCGCUGUUGCAUGGAGCCCAGAUUCCAAUGUGUAUGCGUUUGGGGCAGCCGCACAUACAAAUGUUGAGGAUAUACAGUACAACCGUCCUUGCAACCUAUUACUCGGUAAUCUCACUUCGAACCAAAUUCGAGAGCUACCCGAUCACAGGGUCGAUCGGCCGAAACCUGAAACCAUUCCCAAUGGACCCAAUGCUACUCGAGCUGUCUACGACGCUUGCGAUCCUAAAGUAUACGAGACCGUUACCUCAAUUGCGUUCUCACCCACCGGAGAUCGAAUGUUCACUGCGAGUCAUGACUGUACCGUAAAGAUCUGGGAUAUCUCUGCCGGGAAACACCAAUGUCUGAGCACUCUCCGCCACGAAGCCUGGGUGACUAGCGUCGAGAUCUCAGGGAACCGACCAAGUCUUUUUGCAACUGCCUCGAAGUGUGUCAACGGCGCCGUUCGAAUCUAUUACAAUCCUGCAGAACCUUCGCGUUACGAGAAAUUCUCGGCCUCGCGUGCAGAAACAAGGCCCAAUUGGAAAAUAUAUCCAGAAUGUUUAAGGUGGGGCCCAAACUCUUACAACAAUCAUCUACUACUGGCAGGCUUCCAACAAUGGGAGCAGCAGGGGGAUUUGCUUUCCGGUGGGGGACAGCUCUGCCUCUGGGACGCCAAUGUUUUCGAGAGCAUCAAAGUCACGCCAUCGUCACAAAGCGUUUAUGCUGCAGCUUGGCAUCCCACGGAGCCUUUCUUUGCUACGGGUGGCGCUCCCGGUAAUCACAUCAUUGACAAAACCAACACCAAAACUGUUGUUCGCACUUGGGAUGUCCGAACGCCGAAACGUUGUCAAGUCGAGUAUGAGUGUCCUGCUAUAGACAUGCAAGACAUCACUUUCUCUCCAUUAAAUUCAAAUAUUGUAACUGCUGGCUGUACAGACGGCAUUUCUUACGUUUGGGAUUGGCGUUGGCCAGAUCAGCCACUCCAUUGCUUGAAGCACGGCAGGCCCCUGGUGGAUUUGGAUCACACCAGAGAACGGGAAGAAGCUGAUACCGGAGUGAUGCUGAGCCUUUGGGGUCCUGGUGGCUCUCUGUUCUACACUGGUUCUUCCGACGGCAUGAUCAAGGCAUGGGAUGUUCGACGCCAUCCCAAAGAUGUGCUGAUCAGCAAUGUUGCCAAUUUUGAUGUUAGUAUACAAAGCGGAGCCUUCUCGCCAGACGGUAACAAUCUACUUGUCGGUGAUGCUGAAGGAGGCAUUCACGUUCUCUCAUCUGCUCCUUGUGGGCCACGUUCAAAUGUCCAAAGCACAGACGCGUAUAUUGAUCUCGUGAGAGCCUCUGAUGGAAGCGGCUUAAAACUUGAUCAAAACGAUGACAAUCCUGGCACAGAGGGUAUUGAAGCUGCUAAAUCGCUUAUCGAAUCAGGUCAACUGGAGCAUCAUAAAGAACUUGGAGUUGGACAGGGGCUUAAUUACCAAGGUCCCUACGCUACAUACGCUCGAAAAGCAGUCGUCGAGUGUGGUAUUGGCCGCCUGCGCAGAAGGUUCGAGAAGAAGCAACCAAUUUCGAAGAGGGGUGAGAAGCGAUGGGAUAUAGCAAUUCCAAUGACUUCUUUGCUCUACGAGAGGAAGGAAACAUUGGAUCGUGAGAAGGAUGGCGACAAGAUGGCGAACCUUAAUGAGCAUGAACCGAAGGCAAUGCAGCAACCGAAGGAUGGAGACAGCCUCCAGACAAGUCCCUUUUUCUCGACACCGCAAGGAGCAUCUGCCGUCGUUCAUCCGUCUUCCACAAGCCUCGUCGAUUCCGUAGAUAGCGAAAGUGUUGGCGCGACUGUUGUCGAUGUUAACGAGGAUCAUAGCGUUGAGUACAAUGCUAUUCCCGAAAGUGAGAUGGUUGAGGAAAAUUACUGGUGGGUGAGGAUGGGUGAGGAGGAGAUCGCUCAGGCGAGGGCUGGACGAGUGAAAUACUAG